Messenger RNA from Vicia villosa (hairy vetch), 671 nucleotides. Its product is annotated as auxin-responsive protein SAUR50-like. The coding region runs from base 73 to 414 and encodes 113 amino acids. The transcript has a single exon. The record is from RefSeq and is a predicted model, not a curated record. Lineage: Eukaryota; Viridiplantae; Streptophyta; Magnoliopsida; Fabales; Fabaceae. Gene Ontology annotation, biological process: response to auxin.
UCAUCACUUCCACCAUCACCAUCACCACCACCACCACUACUACCUCUCUACUUUCACUCACUCUCUCUGAAAAUGGCCAUUAGAACAACAAAACCAACCAAACUCUCUCAAAAAACAGUCCUCAAGCAAAUCCUAAAAAGAUGUUCAAGCCUAACCAAGAAAAACGGCUACGAUCAAGACGAAGAUGACGUCCAAGAUCUUCCUCUUGAUGUACCAAAAGGCCACUUCGCAGUUUACGUCGGAGAAAACAGAAGCAGAUACAUUGUACCAAUCACAGUCCUAACUCACCCUCAGUUUCAGUCCCUCCUUCGACAAGCCGAAGAAGAGUUCGGCUUCGAUCAUCACACCGGCCUCACAAUUCCUUGCCACGAAGUUGUUUUUCGCUCGUUAACAUCAAUCAUGCUCAGAUCAUAAACAUAAGCCAACCUCGUUUCAUUACAUUGCUUCUACUAGAAGAAAAGAUGAUCAAAGAUGAAGCUGCAUCUAGCUUUUGCUUCUCUUUUUUUUAGCAUCUUUCUUCAAUGUAGUCAUUGAAUUAGUUUGCGUAGAUUCGCAAUCUAGUUUUUUUUUAAUGUUAGUAAGUUCUUGGUUAUGUUAGUUUUUGAUCGAGAUCGAAUCGAAAAUCAUUAUUAGUAUUUUUGGUGAACAAUGUGAUUGUAACGUUUGUUACC